Dioszegia hungarica is the source of this 1230-nucleotide messenger RNA. RefSeq lists its product as uncharacterized. The record is from RefSeq and is a predicted model, not a curated record. Gene Ontology annotation, cellular component: nucleus; cytoplasm. Gene Ontology annotation, molecular function: RNA polymerase core enzyme binding; RNA polymerase II CTD heptapeptide repeat phosphatase activity. The coding region runs from base 1 to 1230 and encodes 409 amino acids. The transcript is spliced from 2 exons. NCBI's taxonomy places the organism in Eukaryota, Fungi, Basidiomycota, Tremellomycetes, Tremellales, Bulleribasidiaceae.
AUGUCCACCUCGGCAUCAGCUGAAGCCGGACCAUCGCGCCGCACCCCUAUACGAUCGCUACGUCAGCCUGCGCUCCUCAAUAUCGCAACACGGAACGAUGCAGGCGGACUGGAGCCUCCGAGCCACAGCGAUGCUGUCGCGCUGAGACUGGCGAUGGACAAGAAGGUCCAAUGGAGGCGGAAAGGAGAGAGGUGGAUGGACAGGCUAUGCGAGGGGACUGUUGGGAGUGAUGAGUUCAAGAGAGGUGCCAAAUAUCUCGAACAUCACCAAUACGUUGAGACUCUACACGAGCGGCACCUCAACUCUCUCUGCUCCUAUCCGCUUUGCUCCAACGGGCCGGCUGCGCCCUACACCUCCAAGCCCCGCUGGAGCAUCUCGGCGAAACGGAGAGAAAUCAAGGAGAAGGAAGGAAACGAGGAAGAGGGGUUCUGCUCUAGAGCCUGCAAGGUACGGAGCGGGUAUGUGGAGGAGCAAAUGAGGGAGGGUGCGGGACUCAGGGGAGACAAGUGGAGGGUGGAGCUGCUGGAGGAGAUACAAGCGAUCAAGACCAAAGGCGGAGGACCAGACAAGGGGCAGGCUUCGCUUGCCACAUCGCGGACCUCAGACGGGAGUGGAGGAUCAGCCAACGGAGGGACCAGCAGGACCACCUCCUCGCCAAGUGAGCACCCGACGGGCGCAGAUUAUCCUCCUGCGGCGACGACCCCUUCCCAGCCGGUGUCAGCACCUCCAGCUUCAGCUGCGCCUCUCGCCACUACUUUACCCUCGGAGACCCAGCGCCCAUCCAGGAGACCGCCACCCAAGGUCGCACCACCAGCCCCUACCCAUCCCCCACAGCCCCAAUCGAAGCUGGAUGACCUCCUCGCUAACCUCACCAUCGUCGAGCGCCCUACCCUGCCCCCACCUACUGAGGCAGGUUCUACUUCCACAUCAUCUGCCGCAGCUACACCACCUCCUCCCCCCGCAAACAAGGUAUCCAAGCCCUCAGCAGCCUCGGCACGCGCUUCAUCCUCCCUCAUCGCCACCCCUGUCAAGCUCGCCACUACGCUCAUAUCAGCCUCUCGCCUCGCCGGGCCCGUGCCGCAGCUGGAGGCAGACACGGACGAGGAGUCAGAUAUUAGCGACUGGGAGGUGGAAAUGGAUGGCUUCAAUGGGCUGGGCGAGGAGGAGAAGAGGCUGUUCGAGGAGAUGAGGGAAGCGAGGGAGUUGGCGGACAAGGAGGCGGAGGGAUAA